Messenger RNA from Prorocentrum cordatum, 1161 nucleotides. The record is from the annotation of a GenBank genome assembly. Lineage: Eukaryota; Dinophyceae; Prorocentrales; Prorocentraceae.
AUGGCGCAGUUCGGGGACCGUGCCGCUCGGCUGCACCGUGGGUUGGCGGGGGGGCCCACCAUCGAAGCGCGCAGCACGCUCUUGGACACCGCGCCCGAGAUCCCGGGCGACCUCCAGCGGCACGCUGCCGCUCCGAGCAAGCUCCUCGGCGACGCGCCCCGCGUGGGCGACGUGGAGAUCGGCAUGCCGGCAAGCCCGUCCACGACCGCCAGCGUUGCUGGAGAUGGCCCCCCACUUCCACGCGCAACAGUCGAUGCGAGCACAUGCUGGGUGCCAGCUCCAGGCCCAGAGGUUGUCGAGACGCCCGAGGUCGGCGUUCGCCACACCUUUGUGCACGUCGCUGGCGCCCCACCGAGCCCGGGGAGCUUGCAGCGUCAUGCCACGGCGCCUGCCCAGAUGCAUCGCCCCUCCCAUGAGCCUGACGAGGGCCAGGGCCCGGACUCGCCCGCCGCGAUGCCGAUCGUCCCACCCCCGCCGCAGUCUGACCUCCGUCGGACGCCGACGGCCGCCGACCGCCCUGAAGUGCCAGCCGAGCCAUCCGAGUGGCCCAGUCCCGUGGGGCUGCCGCACGUCCCGGCCCCCUCGGAGCUGUGCCGCCUGCGCACCUUCGACCAGUUCGAGACCGCCUGCCCCUCCGCUCCCGUGGGGCCGCCGCACGUCUUGGCCCCCUCGGAGUUGUGCCGCCUGCGCACCUUCGACCAGUUCGAGACCGCCAGCCCCGUGGGGCCGCCGCAGGCCCCGGCCCCCUCGGAGCUGUGCCGCCUGCGCACCUUCGACCAGUUCGAGACCGCCUGCCCCUCCGUUCCCGUGGGGCCGCCGCCCGAGGCGGGGGGCUGUUGCCCCGCCUUCCCGCCGCCGCUGGCGGAGCUCACUGCAGGGACUCCGCCGCGCGAGGAGGCAGAGGGCGCCUCUGCGCUGGUGCUGCUGCCGGUGGUGUUCGGCACGGUCGCGCUCGCCGGCGGGCUCCCCGCAGCGAGUCCGUGUGGGUUCCCGCCGCUGUCCCAGGUGUGCUGUGGCGACAGCGGUGCGAUGAUGCCCCGCGUGGUCCCGGAGCCGCGCUCCUCUUUGCUGCAUCAGGGGCGCCCCCUCAGCUGCAGACGGUGCUGGACCCGGACAGCGGCAAUCGUUGCAUCUUCUGGGAAGUGGACGCCAGCAAGCUGA